Laetiporus sulphureus 93-53 is the source of this 1137-nucleotide messenger RNA. RefSeq lists its product as uncharacterized. The transcript is spliced from 5 exons. The record is from RefSeq and is a predicted model, not a curated record. Gene Ontology annotation, molecular function: oxidoreductase activity. Gene Ontology annotation, biological process: deoxyribonucleotide biosynthetic process. Lineage: Eukaryota; Fungi; Basidiomycota; Agaricomycetes; Polyporales; Laetiporaceae. Bases 1 to 1137 code for a protein of 378 amino acids.
AUGCCUAACGGAGAAUUGCAAGAAGGAUUAUUCAAGCCAUCUUCAGAGAGCUCUGUACACUACAUGUCACAGCCUAGUGCCUCAAAGAAUGUAGAUCUUCAUACACGCUUCGUGGGGGAAGUGGACCUGCCGGAACACCAAGAACCUCUGCUCGCGGAGACAAAAAGACGCUUUGUGCUUUUUCCUAUCCAGUAUCAUGAGAUCUGGCGUAUGUACAAGGCGGCGGAAGCUUCCUUCUGGACAGCGGAAGAAAUAGACCUCUCGCACGAUAUCGUGGAUUGGAAUACUCGUCUCAACGAUGACGAACGGCACUUCAUAUCGCAUGUACUGGCAUUCUUUGCUGGCUCGGAUGGUAUCGUAAACGAAAACCUCGUAGAACGAUUCUCAAAUGAGGUACAAGUAGCCGAAGCGCGCUGCUUUUACGGUUUCCAGAUAAUGAUGGAGAACAUCCACUCCGAGACGUACUCUCUACUCAUUGACACAUAUAUCAAGGACGAGAAGCAGAGAGAACAUCUGUUUGACGCAAUAGAGACAAUCCCAUGUAUCAAAAAGAAGGCUGACUGGGCGUUACGGUGGAUAUCUGACAAGCAAUCCUCAUUUGCGGAGCGACUGGUCGCGUUCGCGGCGGUGGAGGGCGUCUUCUUCUCUGGCUCGUUUGCGUCCAUCUUUUGGCUCAAGAAGCGCGGUCUCAUGCCUGGGCUCACAUUUUCAAACGAAUUGAUCAUCCGUGACGAGGGCAUGCACACUGACUUUGCAUGUCUCCUGUACCGCCAUCUCAAGCGACGGUUACAUCCGGACGUCAUUCUGAAGAUUGUCAUGGAGGCGGUAGCCAUCGAGAAGGAGUUCCUUACAGAUGCGCUACCAUGCGCACUAAUCGGGAUGAACUCCAAGCUUAUGUGCCAAUAUAUCGAGUUCGUUGCGGAUCGGCUUCUUGUCUGCCUUGGAAAUGAGAAGCGUUAUCGUGUGACGAAUCCGUUCGAUUUCAUGGAUAUGAUCUCGCUCCAGGGCAAGACCAAUUUCUUCGAGAAACGGGUGUCCGACUACGCCAAGGCGGGUCUCAACCCUGCCGAACGUUCACAAUCAAGCACAGAUAAUGGACAUGGUAACAAAUACUUUUCGUUGGAUGAGGAUUUUUGA